AUGCCGGUGCCAAGGUCUUCUCCAGCACUUCAGCAUUCCACGCUGGUGCCCAGCACCCGUCCAGCGUCCCACGCCGGCGCCCAGGUCUCGUCCAGCGUUCCAGCGUCCCACGCCGGCGCCCAGGUUCUGUCCAGCACUUCAGUGUCCCACGCCGGUUCCUCAGGUCCGGUCCAGCGUCCCACGCCGGCGCCCAGGUCUCGUCCAGCACUUCAGUGUCCCACGCCGGUUCCUCAGGUCCCGUCCAGCAUCCCACGCCGGCUCCCAGCGCCCAUCCAGCGUCCCACGCCGGCGCCCAGGUUCUGUCCAGCACUUCAGUGUCCCAUGCCGGUUCCUCAGGUCCCAUCCAGCAUCCCAUGCUGGCACCCAGGAUGCGAAAAGCUGGCUGUAGCAGCUGAGCUGGGUAACAGUACGCCUGCUCUGUUCAUCAUUUUGCCACCCACAAACAUCUCCAACGUGCAGGUCAUGUGA
Melanotaenia boesemani (Boeseman's rainbowfish) is the source of this 468-nucleotide messenger RNA. Its product is annotated as vegetative cell wall protein gp1-like. The coding region runs from base 1 to 468 and encodes 155 amino acids. The record is from RefSeq and is a predicted model, not a curated record. NCBI's taxonomy places the organism in Eukaryota, Metazoa, Chordata, Actinopteri, Atheriniformes, Melanotaeniidae. The transcript is spliced from 2 exons.